AUGUCAGCUACACCAGAACCCCCUCGUUCCUCCGCCGUACCUCCGAAUCCAAGCGCAGAACCCCCACGCGACAACAACAGCGCCAACAAUCUCGCCAGCUCCCAAGAACACCGCCGACAACCAGACCCCCCCCUCCCCACCCCCAAACUCCGCCUCCAAAUAAACGACCUCCGCCAUCCAGGAGCCCUCUCCUUCCAAACCCUAGUCCCAGACGUCGUAUCCACCCUCGAAACAGCCCUCACCACAAUAGUCCGCACCCUCUACACCGUCCCACCCCCACAACAAGAACAAGAUACCUCCUCCCCAUCCCCUGCCACCCACCCCACCCCAAUCAUAACAUUCACCCCAUCCCUCCCACCCACCCGCUCAAUCACCCUCAUCCUCCGCGACAUCCCCGGCGUAGCCUACACAACAGGCACCGAGCUCGACGACGCCCACAAAGAAAUCACUAUCUCCCUCUCCUACAUCCACACCAGCGCCAACCGCCCCUCCGAGAUACCAGGCGUGAUCACCCACGAGCUCGUCCACUGCUACCAGCACACUGUCCCCCCGGCGGAGCCCGGAAAAACCAACAACAAAAGCACACCCCACCCACCUACCGGCCUCAUCGAAGGCAUUGCGGAUUUCGUGCGGCUGCAAGCCGGCCUGGAGCCGCCGCAUUGGAAGAAGCCGAGUGCUGCGAAGGAGAGGGCCGAGAAGUGGGAUCAGGGGUAUCAGCAUACGGCGUAUUUUUUGGCCUGGUUGGAGGAUGUUAGGGUGGGGCGGGGGCGGUGGGGAUGUUGA
This is a messenger RNA of Aspergillus campestris IBT 28561, 783 nucleotides long. RefSeq names its product basic secretory family protein. The record is from RefSeq and is a predicted model, not a curated record. Bases 1 to 783 code for a protein of 260 amino acids. Lineage: Eukaryota; Fungi; Ascomycota; Eurotiomycetes; Eurotiales; Aspergillaceae. The transcript has a single exon.